Molecule: messenger RNA, 1407 nt
Organism: Vicia faba (fava bean)
Lineage: Eukaryota; Viridiplantae; Streptophyta; Magnoliopsida; Fabales; Fabaceae
Source: the annotation of a GenBank genome assembly
AUGGCCACGCUAUUCAGAAAACUACGCGAAUCUGCAGCAUCGUUGAAACGAUCCACCACCACCACAACAGCCACCUCCAAUUCAUCAGAGCGACACGCUCCUUUAGGUUUAUUCGACUCACUCCCUUCUGACUUACUCCUCAAAAUCAUACGACUGUUAGACCCUAAACACGCCGCUAAACUCUGCAUCGUUUGCAAAUCAUGGCGAUCUCUUGUCUCCGAUAACCAACUCUGGAACCAUUUCCUUCAGAAUCACCAACCUCUACACUACGAUUCCAUUAUCUUCUCUGAAACUAAAUUAACCUCUGGUUAUCCUCUUCCAUUCUUUGUUACUCAGACGCCACGCGUCUUGUCGUUUAAGCAUGUUUAUGGCCAACGGGAACGCCUUCCCCCUGCUGUUAUCAUCGACGGUGGUUCUGGCUAUUGCAAAUUUGGUUGGAGCAAAGAGGAGCGUCCAUUGGGGCGAACUCCUACCUUUUUGGAAUUCGGUAACGUGGAGACACCUAUAUAUACUAGGCUUCGACAUUUUUUUGGGACCGUCUAUGGCAGGAUGAAGGUGAAACCCAGUUCUCAAGCAGUUGUUGUUUCUUUACCAUUAUGCCACUAUGAUGAUACCGAAUCAGCUAGAGCAUCAAGACAGCAGCUUAAAGAAGCAAUCUGUGCUGCUCUAUUUGACUUGAAUGUUCCCGCUGUUUGUGCUCUCAACCAGGCAACUUUAGCUCUGUAUGCUGCAAAACAAACUUCUGGAAUAUCUGUUAAUAUAGGCUUUCAAGUCACAUCUGUAGUUCCAAUUUUAAAUGGUAAAGUGAUGCGAAAGGUGGGUGUGGAAGUUGUGGGGCUGGGAGCACUAAAACUUACAGGAUUUCUUAGAGAGAAAAUGCAACAAAACAGCUUAAAUUUUGAAUCUUUGUACACAGUUCGCACACUGAAAGAGAAGCUAUGCUAUGUGGCCUAUGACUAUGAAGCUGAGCUAUUGAAAGAUACACAAGCAUCAUUUGAAGCUGUUGAAGGGAGGUAUUCACUCUCGAAAGAGAGGUUUCAAACAGGAGAGAUCUUAUUCCAGCCACGUCUUGCUGGGGUUCGAGCAAUGAGUUUGCACCAAGCCACAGCUCUCUGUAUCGACCAUUGCUAUUCUGCAGAGUUAGCAGGCGGCAGUGAUUGGUUUAAGACCAUUGUCUUAUCAGGAGGUUCUGCAUGUUUACCAGGUUUAGCAGAAAGGUUAGAGAAGGAACUGCAUUUGUUACUUCCUCAUAUGUCAAAUGGAAUCAGAGUCAUCCCUCCUCCACAUGGUGCGGAUACUGCAUGGUUUGGUGCAAAGCUUAUUGGCAGUUUGAGCACAUUUCCUGCCCCUUGGUGUACAACAAAGAAGCAGUUCCGUCAGAAGUCUAAACUCAACCGAAUAUGGUGA